GACUUUUCUGGACCGGUCAUGUCACGAAUUCCGCUCCCUGUCUCGGGACACUCCCCUUCACAGAACAGAAGUUCAGCUUCCCCCGUUCCAUUUCCUGGUGAAAGGGCCUCAUCUCCACUUCCGCCUUCACGACAUCAAUCUACCGCAUCGGUCUCAAUGUCUUCACUCUCAGGUAUGCAGUCAGAGACGCGAAGGAGACAGUUGAAAAAGGACGAGGCCAUUCGGAGGAAGAACGAGUUGGACCUUGCUAGGAAGCGUACCAUUUCAACGACCCAUCACCAGCAACGGAACAGGCGUGGACAAAAGAAUACCGCUCCGAAAGGCACCGUAGCUGCACUAAAGCCCACUCCAGCUCUUACGGUCCCAGAGAACAUCACUGUUGCAGAAGCUAGUCAACUAUGUGCCGCAAAGCGAACCGAUUGUGUUCUCGUUGUUGACGAUGAGGAGGGUUUGAGCGGUAUCUUCACUGCUAAAGAUCUGGCUUAUCGAGUGACAGCGGAAGGACUCGAUCCACAUACGACCCCGGUACACCAAAUCAUGACGCGCAAUCCUAUGGUCACACAGGACACGACCAGUGCCACCGAAGCGUUGCAACUCAUGGUCUCGAGGCAUUUCAGACAUCUGCCCGUUUGCAACGAGGAAGGAAAUGUCGUUGGACUUCUCGAUAUUACCAAGGUCUUUCACGAAGCACUCGGGAAAGUGGAACGUAGUUCAGCCGCUUCAGAACAGCUCAUCAGCGCCAUGGCUGGGGUACAAUCAGAACUCGGCAAUGUCGGCUCAAAUCCUCAAGCUGCUGCCAUGUUGGCAUGGGCUGAAAAGCUACGGGAAAAAACUGCACUCCCUGACUUGACCACGGUGAUGGACUCCCGCACUCAACCUGCCACUGUCGGUCCUAAGACUACAGUCCGUGAAGUCGCAAAGCUGAUGAAGGAGAGGAGAACCACGGCUGUUUGUGUUAUGGAGGGAGCGGGAAUGAACGGAUCUACAUACCCCAGAAUUGCUGGUAUAUUCACCAGUAAAGAUGUAGUCCUUCGUGUCAUUGCUGCUGGUUUGGAUGCCAGCCGCUGCAGUGUCGUCCGUGUCAUGACCCCCCAUCCGGAUACCGCUCCUCCAACCCUCAGUAUCCACGAUUCGCUCAAGAAAAUGCACAAUGGCCAUUACCUUAACCUUCCCGUCGUUGAGGCUGAUGGUCGUCUUGUUGCCAUCGUUGAUGUUCUGAAGCUCACGUACGCUACUCUAGAGCAGAUGAAUGCCGUUAGCGGAGAUCAGGGCGGAGAAUCUGAAGGUGGUCCUAUGUGGGGUCGUUUCUUUGAAUCCAUUGGUGGUGACGAAACAGAGUCGUUGAUGUCGGGUUCGCACAUACCUCCUGAAUUGAAAACGCUGCCAUCAAAUGCUAGCUUUUCUCAAGUCCAGCAAUCCCCUCACUCUGAAGUCCAUCCUAACGAUUCGGCAUCGGUCAUGGACGACGAAGUCUCUGUUAUAUCUCGUGGCAAAGUGGUACCUUCGUCACUUCCUGUCGACGACGGAACGUAUGUGUUUAAAUUUCGCACACCCGGUGGUCGUAACCACCGGUUCCAAUCCCGUCACGACGACAUUGAACAUUUACGGGAAAUCGUUGCUGGAAAGCUCAUUACGGAUCCCUUCUUCACGGAUUACAAGCCAACGGGUGAGAACAGCACCCCGCCAGACCCCAUUGACUUCCAUUUGAUGUAUACGGAUGCCGACGGCGACACGGUACUUAUGACAUCUGACCACGAUGUUACUGAUGCUGUGAGGAUUGCCCGUCUUGCGCACAUGGAUCGUGUAGUCCUUCUUGUUCAAGGAGGCAAAGGAUGGGAAGAAGCGGGGGCUAGCAAGAACGCAGAGGAAGCCGCUGAAGUCGCUGCAAUUGUUGAGAAAGAGGUUAAAGAGCCGGCCAAGGAAGAACUCUCUGUAGCUGUACCAUCACCACCAGCUUACGCCCCCCCUCCCGGCCCUGAAGAGAUUAUGGGUAUAUCGAAAGAUCUACUUUUGCCUGCGAGUAUCGGCGUUCUUGCAGUAGUCAUUCUGAGUGUCUUUACGAUCUCUAGAUUGACUGCGUCACGAUACUGAAGUACCAUGAUUAUGGUUUCCCUUUGUUAUCUACGGCCGGAAGGAAUGGCUUUAAGAUGAUUUGAUGAACUAGAGCACGACUAUAUACCUAUCUAUAUAACCUUUACUUACUUUGAAUCGCUGAAACCUAUGUAGCGAGGACCAAGACGACAAAACGACUUACAUACAACUUCCAUUUCCAUAAUGAAAAUUUCCAGUUCCAAAUUUGGCCAGAACCCUGGUUGAUCGGGCACAAACAAUAACAUUACGCAGUGCGCACACCUACAACCACCCACACUAUGCCCACCAAAGCUGAGAAGCAAGAGAAAGAACUCUUUCUCUCGGGAUUGGUUACCAAAAUCUUCUGUGCGAUGCUAGACGACAUCGUGAUGGACUCCGCCAUACAAGCGCAUAAUGAAGUUUCUAGGAGUAGGGCAGUGUGCGUAGUAUGUGGGACACGGU
This is a messenger RNA of Marasmius oreades (fairy-ring Marasmius), 2532 nucleotides long. RefSeq lists its product as uncharacterized. The transcript is spliced from 7 exons. The record is from RefSeq and is a predicted model, not a curated record. Lineage: Eukaryota; Fungi; Basidiomycota; Agaricomycetes; Agaricales; Marasmiaceae. The coding region runs from base 19 to 2091 and encodes 690 amino acids.